AAUUAGUGAAUUGGCAAAUCCUCAGGCUAAGGUUGAGGUUGAGGAAUAGUGCUAAAUACAUAAAGACAGGCAGAAAAAAAAGAUUGAUAUAUAUUGGAAUCCCGAUCAGUCGGAAGAGAAAGGUGGAAAUGGGGGAAGCAGCAGUGGCAGCGCACAACGUAUUCGUAUAUGGAAGCCUAUUAUCAGAUGAUGUGGUUCGUGUCCUGUUGAAUCGAGUUCCCCCUUCCUCCGCUGUUCUUCUCAACCACUUCCACAGAUUUAGCAUUAAAGGACGCGUUUAUCCGGCAAUUCUCCCAGUCCAAAACCGUCAUGUUAGUGGCAGAGUGCUAAUGGGAAUAUCGGAUCCUGAAUUGCAUAUUUUGGAUGAAUUUGAGGAUGUUGAGUACCAAAGGACCCGCGUUGAGGUCUCUUUGCUAGAAAGUUCUGACAAGUUACAAGCCCACGCUUAUGUGUGGAGAAACACUAGUGAUCCCAACUUGUAUGGUGAUUGGGAUUUUGAGGAAUGGAAACAAGUGCACAAGGAAAGCUUCAUCAAGAUGACAAUGGGGUUUAUGGAAGAACUAGAGCUGCCUGAAUCAAAGCCAAUAGGGGCCACUUACGAAUCCUUCUAUCAGCAAGAUGAUGCUGAAAAGUGAGGAAUCAAUUAUGCUCUUCUUUUUUUUUUUUCAAAAUCUAUGUAUAGGAGUUCGAUAGUCGUUGGUUAUUAGCUUGUUUUGCUAUUUGGCUUGCUUGAAUAAAUUGCAGCGUGCAUCGCAGACAAAUUUUACUGUAAUUCUAUCACGAUUCACGGAUGAUGAGUAAUAAAGAAGCUCAUAAUCUUUGCUCA
Molecule: messenger RNA, 826 nt
Organism: Gossypium raimondii (Peruvian cotton)
Lineage: Eukaryota; Viridiplantae; Streptophyta; Magnoliopsida; Malvales; Malvaceae
Product: AIG2-like protein D
Exons: 4
Coding region: 129-635 (168 amino acids)
Source: RefSeq, a predicted model, not a curated record